CGCAGCGGCCGUAGCAGUUUAAAUUUUAAAUUUUAGUCUCAAUUAGAUUGUUUUUUUUUUUUCAGUCUUUCAAUACUUACGAUACGCUCUGUCGGCCAUAUUGUUUCGCAUAUGAAUAAGUACACGAGCAUUUUUCGUAUAAUUGUUUUUUUUUUUUCGUAUUAGUUCGUUUUUAAAUCUUAGUUCCUAUUAUAUUUUUUUUUUUUUUUCGAAAAUUCUAAAAAAAAAAAAACACUGUCCUAAAUGAACGCGGAUAGGUACGUUUUAUUGUUCGCGUAACCAAAGGGCACGCGCGCCCCUAUUAUAAAUUAUUAUAUAUUAAAACGCAAUAGAUUGUUUUAAAUUUAGAUAAAAACAAAAAUUCAAACCGUACGAAAAUGAAAUACUGGACGACGAUAUUGUGCGUGACGUUCGUCCUGAUCAAAUUAAACGUAAGUCCAGCAUUACGACCGUUCGUUUUUCUUUGACACCAAUAUUCGCCCCCUCCCCCCAUAUAUAUUCCUCCGUCUCCCCUUUGUUGUGCGUUUUGUGUAUACGUAUUAUUGGGAUUCCGUUACACUAACCGUUGAUUGAUUUUUCGUUUUACAGGGGAUAAACGGCCAUUUUUCGUACCAGACGUACGCCGAUAAUAGUUACGGCCAUAACGUGCAUCAUCUCGGAAAACAUAACGGCGCAAGUCCGUUAUUCGUCAAGACCAUCGUUAACCUUUUGAGAUUCUUGUCCGCUCAUCCAAAGCUCGUGCAAAAAUCCCAUCCAUCGGUCAUCAUUCAAAUACUGACUCAUUUGUCAUCGAAGCCGGCCUUGUUGGCUGCUGUGCCCCAAACAGAUUUAGAGAAUUUUAUGUCCUUGGUGUUCGGGACGCCGAAUCUGGUAAACAACAUACCGGAAUCACUGCUUAUUUCGCUGAUCAGUUCGGCGACCAUAACGUCACCCGGUCUGUUCGGGCUGCCUGCGAAUCAACAACCGAUAAGCGAUUUCAGCCCGUAUUAUACUUACGUUGGCGGCGAUUUUCAAACCAAUCCGCAAGCGGAUCAAAUUACAUUCGUACCGCUACCGCCUACCGCAUAUCCGCGACAUCCGCAAACGCCGGUUGUACCGUGCCCACCGAAAACGUCCGCCGUACCGGGCGUUUCCGUCGUUAAAGAAGUGGGAGUUUCGGUGAUUCCCCAGCCUGGAUCAAUCGGCGGCGUUCAGGCGGUGGCCGAUGUGGCCGCCGGGGUCUCUUUGCCGACCGCCGGUGGAGUUCCGCAGCCGCCACAAACGCCCGCGGUACCGGGCGUUUCCGUCGUUAAAGAAGUGGGAGUUUCAGUGAUUCCCCAGGCUGGAUCGGUUGGCGGCGUCCAAGCGGUGGCCGAUGUGGCCGCCGGGGUCUCUUUGCCGACCGCCGGAGGAGUUCCACAACCGCCACAAACGCCCGCGGUACCGGGCGUUUCUGUCGUCGAAGAAGUGGGAGUUUCAUUGAAUCCCCAGCAAGGAUCGGUUGGCGGCGUCCAAGCGGUCGCCGAUGUAGCCGCCGGUGUGUCUUUCCCACAAACGCCCGCGGCGCCGUGCGUCCCACAAACGCCCGCGGCGCCGUGCGUCCCACAUACGCCCGAGGCGCCGUACGUCCCGCAGCCACCCGCAGUGCCGUACGUCCCGCAGCCACCCACGGUGCCGUACGUCCCGCAGCCACCCGCAGUGCCGUACGUCCCGCAGCCACCCGCGCCGCCGUGCGUCCCACAAUCGUCCGGACCCGCCACGACCGGAACAGGGACUGUAGCGGGCGUAGAUAUUCCGAACGCCAUAAAAACGAACGGGAUAAAAUUGUUGUUAGACGCCAUAUCCCAGGGAAAACCGAUCAUCCCGUUAACAACGGUGCACGAAAAACUCACGCCCAUCAUAAAGAAAUUCCAGACCACGGGAACGGCGUUACACCAACAUAAACAAUUACUGCACGAAAAACUAACCGAUUUAUUGAACAAGCAUCACUCCGCGCUGCCCGGUAAACAUCCGUAUUGACCGUGUUCAGUUUUAUGUCGUAAACGUUCUUAAUUUAUUGUUUUUAUUUAUUUUUUUUUUUUUUUCUAAACUCGUCCGAAAUGUUACGCGUUCAAGCGUGUACGCGACUAGAUUAUAAUGUUGUGUGUACUUUAAACAUGCCUAACCAGUGGCGUAUUCGGGGGGGGG
This is a messenger RNA of Cinara cedri, 2166 nucleotides long. The record is from the annotation of a GenBank genome assembly. Lineage: Eukaryota; Metazoa; Arthropoda; Insecta; Hemiptera; Aphididae.